Messenger RNA from Pestalotiopsis fici W106-1, 2634 nucleotides. Its product is annotated as Histidine biosynthesis trifunctional protein. Gene Ontology annotation, biological process: L-histidine biosynthetic process. NCBI's taxonomy places the organism in Eukaryota, Fungi, Ascomycota, Sordariomycetes, Amphisphaeriales, Sporocadaceae. The transcript has 2 exons. The coding region runs from base 1 to 2634 and encodes 877 amino acids. Gene Ontology annotation, molecular function: phosphoribosyl-AMP cyclohydrolase activity; NAD binding; phosphoribosyl-ATP diphosphatase activity. The record is from RefSeq and is a predicted model, not a curated record. Gene Ontology annotation, cellular component: cytoplasm.
AUGGAGACAACAUUACCACUACCGUUCCUUGUGGGUGUCUCUGCACCGCCGGAUCUGGCUCCCGGCGAGGGUCUCACCAGCAAUGAACUCUCGUGCUUGGGCUCUGUAUUCUUUGAUGUGACUCAGCAGAACUUGGACGAGGUUCUCAACUUCCUCGCUCAGCACAACUCGAGCCACCAAACAUUUGUUGACGCCACCGACCUGGACUCCAAAGACAGUGUCGUCUCCGUCUUGGACCACGGCGCAAAGAAAGUUUUUGUGCAACCCGAGAGGUUAUCCGACUUUGCAGACUUCAAGGGUAGAGUUGCGCCCGCCGUUACCAAGACGAGCGAGCUCAAGGCCGCAACUCAAUAUGGUCUUUUGUUGAAGGACUUUGACCAGACGAGGUGCGAUGUUGCCGAGUUUCUCGAAAAGAACAAGACAAAGAAGACCCCGCCAAUCUAUAUCAAACCUGCUGCCGAGAGGACAGUAUACGAACACUUUGUCGAUAUCUGUGCGCAGAUCUCGGCUAUUCCCAUCCUGCCGUCAACGGCCCUAACUACUGACAAGAAUGACGACAAGAAACUCUUCGUCUCUAAGCUAUUGUCAGGAUCUUGGUCCUCGGAUCGCUCUGACAAGCUUAUGCCAACCGUUGUGUGCGAUGAGAGGGGCGUUGCCCUGGGCCUGGUCUAUAGCAGCGAGGAGAGUGUGGCCGAGUCUCUGAGAACCCAGACUGGUGUAUACCAAAGCCGGAAGCGAGGACUGUGGUACAAGGGCGCCACAUCAGGAGACACUCAAGAACUUGUCCGCAUUUCUUUGGACUGUGAUAACGAUGCACUCAAGUUUGUUAUCAGACAAAAGGGCAGAUUCUGUCACCUGGAUCAAUUUGGCUGCUUCGGAGACUUGAAGGGCAUUUCAAAGCUUGAGCAAACUUUGGUCUCAAGAAAACAAUCAGCGCCCGAGGGUUCAUACACCGCUCGCCUGUUCUCAGACGAGAAAUUGUUGCGCGCCAAGAUCAUGGAAGAAGCCGAAGAACUUUGCGAUGCCAAAACCCCCGAAGAUGUGGCUUUUGAAGCUGCUGAUUUGAUCUACUUUGCCCUCACAAAGGCUGUCAGCGCGGGAGUUAGCCUGGCAGACAUUGAGAGGAACCUCGAUGGCAAGAGUCUCAAGGUCAAGAGGAGAACCGGUAACGCCAAGGGUAAAUGGGCUGAAAAGGAGGGCAUCACAAAUGGUACUGCGGACAAGGCACAGGAGGCUGCAAAGCAAGCCCCAGCAGCAGCACCACUCACAUCGGCACCCGCAACUGAGGCCCAGACUGCGCCUUCGUCGGACAGAAUCACCAUGAAGAGACUCGACGUUAGCAAGAUUGGCGCCGCCCAGGUUUCGGAGGCCCUGAAGAGACCCUCGCAGAAGUCAGCCGACGCAAUUCUCGGCAUAGUCAAGCCCAUCAUUAACGACAUUCGAGAGAAUGGUGACAAGGCGCUGUUGUCGUACACUCACAAGUUUGAGAAGGCCACAUCACUGACGUCGCCAGUGCUGAAGGCUCCAUUCCCCAAGGAGUUGAUGCAACUUCCCGAGGAGACCAUCAAGGCGAUUGAUAUCUCUUACGAGAACAUUCGAAAGUUUCACGCCGCCCAGAAAGAGGAUAAGCCCCUGCGAGUCGAGACCAUGCCGGGAGUCAUCUGUAGCCGAUUUGCCAGGCCCAUUGAGCGUGUCGGUCUGUAUGUUCCCGGUGGUACCGCCGUUCUGCCCAGCACAGCACUCAUGCUGGGAGUUCCCGCAAUGGUUGCCGGCUGUGAGAAGAUUGUCAUUGCAUCCCCGCCCCGCUCUGAUGGCAGCAUUACUCCCGAGAUUGUAUACGUUGCCCACAAGGUCGGUGCUGAAAGCAUUGUCCUUGCUGGAGGCGCUCAGGCCGUGGCAGCCAUGGCGUACGGUACCGAGAGCGUCACCAAGGUCGACAAGAUCCUGGGACCCGGUAACCAGUUUGUUACCGCCGGUAAGAUGUUUGUGAGCAACGACACAAACGCCGGCGUCGGUAUUGACAUGCCGGCUGGUCCUUCCGAGGUUCUGGUCAUUGCUGACAAGGACGCCAACCCGGCUUUCGUGGCAUCUGAUCUUUUGUCUCAGGCAGAGCAUGGCGUCGACAGCCAGGUCAUCCUGCUUGCCGUCGAUCUCAACGAGCAACAGCUCCAGGCUAUUGAGGACGAGCUGCACAACCAGGCCAUGGCUCUGCCCCGUGUUGAUAUUGUCCGAGGCGCCAUCUCUCACUCUGUAACCAUCCAGACUAGGGAUAUCGAUGAGGCCAUGCGCAUCAGCAACGAAUAUGCACCCGAGCACUUGAUUCUGCAGCUCAACAAUGCCGAAGAAGUCGUCGACAAGGUCAUGAAUGCUGGAAGUGUUUUCAUUGGCCAAUGGACCCCCGAAAGCGUGGGCGACUACUCUGCCGGUGUCAACCACUCUUUGCCAACCUAUGGGUACGCAAAGCAGUACUCUGGCGUCAACCUCGGCUCGUUUGUCAAGCACAUUACGAGCUCGAACCUUACAGCCGAGGGUCUGAGGAACGUUGGCCAGGCCGUCGAGCAGCUCGCAAAGGUUGAGGAGCUCGAAGCCCACAGGCGGGCUGUCAGUAUUCGUCUUGCCAGCAUGCAAAAGUAA